AUGGCCCCCACCGCCAGCGAAGCCACCUCGUCGUCGGCGACGACCAGUGCCACCUCGUCCACGGACGCCGACGCCCCGGCCUCCCCCUCGCCGUCGCCGUCUCGGCGCGCGGCGCCCACCCUGCUCCUCGUCGCCUUCCUCGCCGCGUUCCUCAUCCUCUCCUCCGGCGACGAUGCCACGGCGCAGCCGCUCAACGGUGUUAGCUUGGAAAGUCCAGAGGUUUCAUUUGUUCCCUCCCCCUUGGAUGGACAAUUUUGUGAGCGAGUCCUCCUAUCUGGAGUGCCAAGGUUGCAUCUUGAUAGCUAUGCAAGCCAAAUUCGUGUCAAAAUGAAUGUCUCUCAAUCGAUUCCUGAGAAAUUCCAUUGGAAAAUAGAGGUUUGCUUUCAUAGGAAUGCCUCCAUGGAUUUAUGCCAGUGUGAGAUGGGUGAAUGGCAAGGUUUUCAAGAUGGGAUGUGGACUGCUGUAAAUUCUCCAUAUGGAAACAAAUAUGUUGAUGUGAAAUUGGCUGAUAAGAAACCUGCUAGGUUCACUCUUUCCAUUCAGGAAGAGUUUCAGAAAUGGCGUUUGGCUUGCCUUGGUAUUGGAUUUGUAUUGCUAUUCCUCUCACCAAUUGUUAGCAAAUGGGCUCCCUUUUACUAUAGCAGCUCUAUGGCUCUUGGGAUCCUGCUUGUUGUUCUUAUUGUGCUUUUUCAGGGAAUGAAAUUGCUACCAAUGGGCAGGAAAAGUUUGUUUUACCUUGCAAUUUAUGGAUCUGUGUUAGGUGUUGGUUCCUAUGUUGUACACUACUUCUCAACAUUGGUCUCUUCUAUUCUUGAAAACUUCGGCUUGAGUGAAGAGUUGUACAACCCCGUUUCUGUCUUCCUGCUGGUGGCAAUUGUCUUCACUGGAGCUGGUUUUGGCUAUUGGAUGGUCAGGAGAUUUAUCCUUUCAAAAGAUGGAAGUGUAGAUGCUGGGAUAGCGCAAUUUGUGAAGUGGGCUAUGCGUGUUGUUGCUACAUUAUUCAUUAUGCAGAGCACACUUGAUCCUCUUCUAGCACUGGUUGCUCUUGCUUUUAGCUGGUGGUUAUGCUCUUUGUUGACUGCAAAGAAAGUUCAGAAGACAGUGACCCAGAAACAAAAGCAGUCAAAGGUUCUUUCUCAGCAAAUGCUUACUCAAGGAUCGCCCAAGAGUCCUAAAAUCCAGUUCUUAAGUCCAUCUAAGACAGGCUUUGGAAGAACCACAUCUAGAAGUUCGGCCACACAGUUCGGUCGGAGCAAUUUGGCCAAUGGAGGUCUGAUCUGCUCAGCACUUACAAACCGCGUAGUACCCAACGAAGACGACGAAGAUCACUACUCCACCUUCCACAACAUCCAGCCACGGAAAUAUUCCAAGGAGGAAUGGGAGGACUUCACCCAGAAAUCGACUAGGAAGGCGCUUGCGGAGUGCACAGCAACCCCAGAGUUUGCCCAGUGGGUCGUUGACAAUGCUCAUCGUCUGCAAGUAGAAAAAGAGGAAGACAACUUCUCAGAGGAAGAUACCAUCGAGAGCUCCAACUCCUCGGAAGAAACUGGGGACGAAGCCGAUGGAGCUCCAGGUCUGAUCAGGCUGUGGGGCUAG
Molecule: messenger RNA, 1596 nt
Organism: Miscanthus lutarioriparius
Lineage: Eukaryota; Viridiplantae; Streptophyta; Magnoliopsida; Poales; Poaceae
Source: the annotation of a GenBank genome assembly